Erpetoichthys calabaricus (reedfish) is the source of this 2957-nucleotide messenger RNA. It is a transcript of the gene lrp3, whose product is annotated as low density lipoprotein receptor-related protein 3. NCBI's taxonomy places the organism in Eukaryota, Metazoa, Chordata, Cladistia, Polypteriformes, Polypteridae. The record is from RefSeq and is a predicted model, not a curated record. Gene Ontology annotation, molecular function: protein binding. Gene Ontology annotation, cellular component: plasma membrane.
GGGAAGGCGUAUGAGGAGAAGCAAGCAGUAAAGCCAGCUAGUAAGACUCCGGAAUAAGAACUGUUGGGUGCACGUGUAGGAGUGCCAUUGGACCUAAGAGGACUUUCGGAGCUCACAGCUUUUACUUGGAUGGUAUGGUGCGGGUGUCGGCCAUUGACAAACGCUAGCGCCGAGACGGAUCUCAGACUUCAUCAAAUGGACUGUCAACAAGCUGCCCGGAAAGUAGUAGUCCAAAGUGGUGUUCCUACUGCGGCAGGAAUGGCUGCUUGCAAAGGGAAGCUGGAACAGCACACAGAACGGAGAGGAGUUAUCUAUAGCCCAUCAUGGCCCUUGAAUUAUCCCACAGGUCUGAAUUGUAGCUGGUACAUCCAAGGAGACCAUGGUGAUGUGAUUACGAUCAGUUUCAGGAACUUUGAUUUACAAGAGUCUCAUCAGUGCACAUUGGAUUGGCUUCUGAUAGGUCCUGCAUCAAAGAAAGAAGAGUUCCGGAUUUGUGGCUCAAUUGUCCCCCCUCCUUUCAUCUCAUCUCGAGAUCAUGUUUGGAUAUUCUUUCACUCUGAUGCCUCAAACACUGAACAGGCUCAGGGUUUCAGGCUGUCCUACAUCCGAGGGAAACUUGGCCAAAGCAGCUGCCAGAUAGAUGAAUUCUUAUGUGGAAAUGGAAAGUGUAUUCCCGCAACUUGGAAAUGCAAUGUGAUGGAUGAAUGUGGUGAUAACACAGAUGAAAAAAAUUGUGCACCACCACCUACAGAAUCUCAGACUACCAUGUGCCCUUCAGAGACAUUCCAGUGUAAAGACACUCACUCUACACAGUGUUUAUCAAACACACUACGUUGCAACUCUGUUAAAGACUGCAGUGAUGGCUCAGAUGAACAGAACUGCCCAGACACCUCCUGUGGGAAACAGCUUGGAAAUUUCUAUGGUUCUUUUGCCUCUCCAGACUUCUUCAGAUCCAAUCACAAUGUGUCUAACAUGCUGUGCCUAUGGUUUAUAGAUACUCAGGAUCAACGCCAUAUUAUUCUGCAGCUGGACCUUCAGCUAGGUUUUAAUGAUUAUGUAAGAGUGUAUGAUGGCUUAGGGGAACAGAGAGAAAAACUGUUGCAGAGUCUAUCCUAUCACAACAACAAGCAUUCAGUAAGCAUUGAAUCUUCUAAGGGGCAACUUACUGUCAUGUAUCAUGCUAAACCCAAAAGCGUAGGUCAUGGAUUCAAUGCAACAUAUCAGGUUAAAGGCUACUGCUUUCCUUGGGAGCACCCCUGUGGCAGUGAUGAGGGCUGCUAUGCAGAUAAUCAGCAUUGUGAUGGUUGGUGGCAUUGCCCAAAUGGGAAAGAUGAGGAAAACUGCCCAGCCUGUCAGGCAGAUGAGUAUCCUUGUGAAGGAAACAGUGGGAUGUGCUAUACCUAUUUUGAUCGUUGCAAUAACCAAAAGAACUGCCUUGAAGGCUCUGAUGAAAAAAACUGCUUUACAUGUCAGCCAGGCAAUUUUCACUGUGGUACAAACAUGUGCAUAUUUGAAACAUGGCGAUGUGAUGGUCAAGAAGAUUGCCCGGAUGGCAGUGAUGAACAAAACUGCCUGGCAGUUGUACCAAGGAAAGUGAUUACUGCAGCUCUCAUUGGGAGUCUAAUAUGUGGCCUUUUGCUAGUAAUAGCUCUUGGGUGCGCCUUCAAACUUUACUCUCUGAGGACAAGGGAAUACAGGGCAUUUGAAACGCAAAUGACCCGAUUAGAGGCAGAGUUUGUAAGAAGAGAAGCUCCUCCUUCAUAUGGUCAGCUGAUUGCCCAAGGCCUUAUUCCCCCAGUUGAAGACUUUCCUGUUUAUAACUCCCCUCAGGCAUCGGUUUUACAGAAUAUCAGGACAGCAAUGAGGCGUCAGAUCAGGCGGCACACUUCAAGAAGAGCUUCUUCCCGCAGACAUCUAGGACGACUAUGGAGCAGACUGUUUCACAGAGGGACAAGGAUCUGUGGGCAAAUCCCAUUGCUGACCACACCUAGUUCCUCACAUACUUCUCUCAGUGGUGGGAUCCAUAGCUACCAGGCAGUUAGUGAAAGACAAGCCACUCCAUCAGCGACAAAUACAGGACAGAUCAUUGAGACUGGAAUUCUUCAGCUUGAUUCUGUGACUUUUAAUGGCCCUUACCAAUCUUCAGAUUGUUCAUCUCAUUGUUACAUAGAAAGCCAAGAAGAUUUACAAGUAUCCCUAGAGAACCAUACAGUGCAUGUAGGACAAGGGCCCACUGUUGUCUGUAAUGACAAUGAUAUACAGUCUCAUAGUAUAAAUAGUCCUGAAUGUGAAGCUGAAUUAGGAUGCAUUAGCUUAGAUUCACAGGUAGACACCCAACGAGCCAAAAGAAAUUGUGACUUAAAUAAACGCAAAUUCUCCAAGAAAGAAGUACAGGGACUUGCUGCUGAUUUGAGAGGUGUGGAAUUACGACGCUCUCCAAGCUGUAUAAGAACUCAAGGCCUUGAGUAUUCUGCUGAUGAACAGGAGAGUUGUUUUGCAAAGAAUCAAAAGCAUGAUGAUCAUCUUGAAAUCCCAGUUGUAAAUCAAACUGUAUUUUCUUCAGCUGUGCCAAUAGAAGCCACUACUCUUCACUGCUCUUCAAACCAAGAAUCAAGUGAUGAUGAUGAUGAAUCAUUGCUUGACUGCUGAUGUUACAGCAUACACAGCAGUUUGUGUCAUGAAUAGGCUUAGCCAUUCCAGUUUAAGUAGCCAUCUAGUAUUUGCUUAAUUGUUAAUAUUACUACAGGUGUUUUGCUUUGAUAUCAAAACCAGUUCUAUCAUAAAAUUUUGAUCACCGUUUUGCUUUAGAUUUAUAGUUUAAAGGCCCUUGCAGGUCGAAUCUGCUUUGCUACUGUAUAUUGAUUGAUUCAUUUAUUUUUCAAACCCACACAAUCUUAAAGAGGGUGUCAUGGGCUAGAGCUGGGCAACCUUACUUAUCUUCUGAUUGUGUGUGUGUG